AUGUCAAUCAAUAAGUCGUGGAUUGGAAAACCACGAACCACGCAUGAGUAUAAAGAUGGUUUAAACAAGUUUUUGGAUUUUGCUUUUGAGCAUCGGUCUCUCGCGGGUCGUCAGAUUAAAUGUCCUUGUCCGGUGUGUGGUUUUUGCAAGUGGCAAACAAGAGAGAAAGUUUUUGAACAUUUAAUAGUCAAGCCAUUUCCAGAAAACUACAAAGUUUGGUAUUGGUAUGGUGAAGAAGCAGUUAGAGUUGGGUCACAAGUUUAUCAAACUAGUCAUAUUGUACAAGAUGAUUCGACAUAUCAGCAUCCAAUGGUAACAAUGCUCAAUGACGCGUUUGGAGUCGCUGGAUCUGACUUGAAUGAAGAUGGAGAUGGAGAUGGAGAUGAAGAGCAUAGUGGAGAAAAUGUAGAAUUUUAUAAGUUGUUGGAAGAUGACAAGUCGGCAGCUUCAAAUGCAUCACAAGUCAAGUCCGCAGCAGCUGCAAAUUCCUCCCGAGACACAUUGGCAGCUACAAAUUUCUCCCGAGACAAGUCGGCAGCAGCUGCAAACUCCUCUCGAGACAAGUCGGCAGCAGCUGCAAAUUCCUCCCGAGACAAGUCGGCAGCUUCAAAUUCCUCCCGAGACAAGUUGGCAGCUUCAAAUUCCUCCCGGGACAAGUUGGCAGCAGCUGCAAGUUCCUCCCGAGACAAGUCGGCAGCUUCAAAUUCUUCUGAGCCAUCAUCAGUUGCUCCAACUAUAUCUGAGCAUCCAUCCGAACCUAAACGUAAACGUGGACAUGAAUCUAAACAUUAUUGGACUAUUGAUGCCAUAGAUGAAUACGAAGAUAGUACACGCCUUCAUUUAUUAGCGAAGGAUGUGCAUAAUUUGACAGAAGGUUUGCGCAUAGUUGUCAAUUUUGAUAAACAUCAUGCAGCAAUAGGAGAAGCAGCUGGACUCCUUGCAGGAGUUUGUGGACAAUUGGCCACUGAUUGUGUAGCAUUUCCAAUCAGUUUUGACAAGUGGUCAGACAUUCCAGCAAGCUUUUUUGAAAAUCAAUGGAAUAUUUUUUUUCCUAGCUCGAUUUUGCUUCAAAGUGAGUGAUAACUUGGCCAAACAAUUUUUGCUCCAAUCGCUUGGC
Molecule: messenger RNA, 1117 nt
Organism: Arachis ipaensis
Lineage: Eukaryota; Viridiplantae; Streptophyta; Magnoliopsida; Fabales; Fabaceae
Source: RefSeq, a predicted model, not a curated record